AUGGAGGAACAAGACCAUAUUCCACUCUCCUUCAAGGAGAUCAUGGCCCUCCAGCGUUCUGGGGGUCUUACCGAGUACGAGGCCUGGAGGCAGGCGGUGGUCUACUACAACCAGCAGCGUGGUGGGCAAGCAGAUGCCACCACCAGUGAUGAGAUCCCCCUCGGAGAAAGCAUCUUGACCUCAAAGACAGCUCCUGCAUCCGGUACCCCCGCCACCCACCUCAACCACCAGCCCGUGAACGCGGCUGGGGAAAACCACAUCCUAAUUGCAUGCAAGCCACGCGACCCUAUCGCCCAAGAACGGGUUAGGGCGAACACAGAGCGCCUGAUCGACUCUGGUGUUGCCACCAAAUUGUGCACCGACUGCACCUUGGAUGCCCCCCUUUUCAAGCCCACCGAGAUCUCUCAGACACCCCAGGAAAAUGUCAAGACUGAUGAAGAGCGUGCCCAGGAGGCCCAUGUGCAAUACUGGGCAGCAAUUAAAGAAGCUGACCAGGACAUUGAAAAGUGUCUUUAG
This is a messenger RNA of Penicillium crustosum, 516 nucleotides long. RefSeq lists its product as uncharacterized. The transcript has 2 exons. Lineage: Eukaryota; Fungi; Ascomycota; Eurotiomycetes; Eurotiales; Aspergillaceae. The coding region runs from base 1 to 516 and encodes 171 amino acids. The record is from RefSeq and is a predicted model, not a curated record.